AUGCAGGUCUUACUAGUACUAUGUGCACUUGCAGUGUGCACAUCAGCCACUUUCGACAAGCUUUUUAGCAAAAAGGACUUCGACCUCAGCGGGCUGUUCGAUGGUCUCUUUGAAAAGGAGAAAUCGCAUGGUCCUCCGCCUCGACCAGUCUACGGUCCACCACCUGUACACCACGGGCCACCACCACCAGUGUACGGGCCGCCCGCACCCGUCUACGGACCGCCCGCACCAUCUUACGGGCCGCCCGCACCAGCUUACGGACCCCCACCAGUACAUCACGCACCUCCUCCACCGCCACCACGGCCAGUAUACGGUCCGCCAGCUCCGGCAUAUCAUGCACCUCCGCCACCGCCGCCGCCGCCACCACCACCACCGCCACCGCGCCCAGUCUACGGACCUCCGCCAGUACAUCACGCACCUCCACCACCGCCACCACCGCGUCCAGUGUACGGCCCGCCAGCCCCGGCAUAUCACGCACCACCUCCGCCACCACCGCCACGUCCAGUCUACGGACCCCCGCCGGUACAUCACGCACCUCCUCCACCACCACCACCGCCACCACCACCACCACCACCGCGUCCAGUGUACGGUCCACCUGCCCCGGUCUACAAUCCGCCGCCACCGGUGUACCACGCACCUGCGCCCGCUCCUACCUACAAUGCACCACCACCAGCUCCUGUCUACAAUCCACCGCCGCCAGCACCAGUAUAUCAGGCACCGGUAUACCAUGCACCUCCGCCACCACCUCCGCCACCACCACCGCCACCACCACCACCAGUUUACAGUGCCCCGGCACCGCAUCCUGAACCAAUCCAGCUAUUGCCGCUACAGAACAAUCCUGUCAGCUUUUCUGGCGCCAGCUCAGCCUCAGUUGCUUCCGGUUCUGUUACCGAUGAUGGCUAUCACUAUGGCGUUGGUCAUGGUUCUGGUCACUAAUCCCACCAGCACAAUUCAAUCCAUCCUUUUCGUCUCCCUUUCUUACCCUCUCUUGUCCAACCCCGCUACUAUUUCAUCUUCUCCCUUCCUUCUAGACAGCCUGAAAAGGAAACAAAUCCGUUCGUGGAUUGUACAAUACCAAAAGUAUGUUUUAUUUUGCUAAAUGUUUCACGCACUGUACUCAAAAAGGGUCGUGCUGUGCUAGAGCAUGAACAGAUACCUGUCGAACUGU
This is a messenger RNA of Anopheles moucheti, 1168 nucleotides long. RefSeq lists its product as uncharacterized. The transcript has a single exon. Lineage: Eukaryota; Metazoa; Arthropoda; Insecta; Diptera; Culicidae. The record is from RefSeq and is a predicted model, not a curated record. The coding region runs from base 1 to 936 and encodes 311 amino acids.